AUGGCACAAUCGGUCGGCUCCUUCUUCCAGUCGUUCUGGCACACAAUGACCUCGAACGACCGCCAUGCCUCGCACGACUCCCCGUACCGGACAGGGCGCCACAUCCCUCUCCCGCAGAGCCGUCACGGCGCCCUCACAUCGAUUGCUACCAGCGGCGUCGACUCGCGCGUCGACCUGUCUUCCCCAUACGCACACGACGACAUUGCAACCAGCAAUGGCUUCAUCGGCUCGCCCAAGGGGCCCAUGUCGCCGAGCUCGCCCUAUUCUCCAGGGAUGCGCGGGUCGCUGAGCCGCCAAGCAACGGGCGACGCAGACACGUUCGACAAGGGCCCCAACGGCGAGAUCCAGAUGCAGAACUUCAACGAGGGCUUGCCUCCACCUCCGCCUGUCACACACUCGUGGAAGCGCAUCGACCGCUGGGUCGAGGACCACUACGAGGAGCUGUUCGACAACAUUUGCGAGGGUGCAACCGGAAACGAUGUCAACGAGCUCGAGCACGAGCUUGAUGCUACCCUCCCCAUGGAUAUCCGCGAGUCGCUGCAAGUCCACGACGGUCAGGAGCGCGGUGGUCUUCCUACCGGUGUCUUGUUCGGCUUGAUGUUGCUUGACUGCGAAGAGAUUGUCAUGGAGUGGAAGAACUGGCGCAAGGUUGCCGAGGAGUACCUCACCUCCAAGCCCGACUACCGCUCUCCUCAGAUUCCCGUGAAGGCUUUCGCUGGCUCCUCCACAGCGGCCCCGAUUGCGCAGCCCCAGGCCUCCGGCAAUCCACUCUGGCGACAGGACCUGCAAAACCGCCAAGACUCGCAGCCACCGAACGCAGUCCAGAAGGCUUACGCCCACCCUGCUUGGAUUCCGCUUGCUCGUGACUGGGGAGGCAACUACCUCGCUACUGACCUGGCGCCUGGUCCUACUGGCACAUGGGGUCAGAUCAUCAUCUUCGGCCGAGACUACGACUGCAAGUUUGUUGUCGCGCGCUCAUGGGCUGCACUGCUCGCCAUGAUCGCCGACGACAUGGCUUCCAAAGACGUUCACAUCGAUGAGGAAACUGGCGAGCUCAAGCUCCUUGCAUUCAGGAAACAGAACGUCGAGCCUCCGUUCCUCGAGAUCCUGCGCUGGAGGUGCGAUCAGAAGUUCGGUCGCAGGCCUGUGAACAAGCGUCGGCCAAAUAGCGGCCUGCGCAUCAACCCUAACGCUCCAGGUGGUGUCGUACCUAGCUCGACUGCCAGCAGCCCGUACCACAGCCCGGUUAUUGGCCCUCAGGACCGUGGCCGCAGCCCUCAUCGUCUGUCCACGAAGCAAAAGGGUGUAAGCCCACGAGGCAAGCUCUCCAGCCCUCUCGCUCGGGUCGCCGAAGAGCACGCGCAACCAAUCCGCGUACACACCGAUCUCGAUGCGAAGACUGCCACUCCUGCGGACAAGUUGAUCUCAGUCGACACUCCCAGGCCCAGCGAGGACUCCCCCGCUCGCGCCAGCUUGAGCAGCGACAAGGAGAACAAGAAGGAGACCACCGAGGAGAAGGAGAAGACAAAGCCCGCCUCGCUGAAGAGCCCAAUUACGGAAACCGCAGACCUCAAGACAGUCGAGAUAUAG
Molecule: messenger RNA, 1590 nt
Organism: Didymella exigua CBS 183.55
Lineage: Eukaryota; Fungi; Ascomycota; Dothideomycetes; Pleosporales; Didymellaceae
Product: cell wall assembly and cell proliferation coordinating protein
Exons: 2
Coding region: 1-1590 (529 amino acids)
Biological process (GO): cell wall biogenesis; regulation of fungal-type cell wall biogenesis
Cellular component (GO): mating projection tip
Source: RefSeq, a predicted model, not a curated record